This is a messenger RNA of Alternaria conjuncta, 354 nucleotides long. RefSeq lists its product as uncharacterized. The record is from RefSeq and is a predicted model, not a curated record. The transcript has 2 exons. Lineage: Eukaryota; Fungi; Ascomycota; Dothideomycetes; Pleosporales; Pleosporaceae. Bases 1 to 354 code for a protein of 117 amino acids.
AUGGCGAACGAAGAACAGAGAAGGGCCUUUGAGUCGUAUAUGGGCCGCACCGGCGGCAGUGGCAGUAACGGGCAAGGCCAAGAUCAAGGCCAGCCAAUUCCUCAGUACCCCGGCUCCUUCGCCCGGCCAGCCAAUUCGUAUCUUUACAAUGUCAAUUCCAAGGGCUCGGAGUCCCUCCCGCAGCACCCACGCCUCCGCCAGCUGCCUCGUCCGUCGCUUCUUUUCCCGGAUACCAGGGAGGCUAUCCUCAACAAGCUGGAUACCCUCAACAAGCUGGAUACCCUCAACAGGGUGGAUACGGCCAGGGCGUGUACAAUCAUCUGGGGAUCCCACAGCGCCCACCACCGCUCCUAA